AUGUGGAACCUAGCAGAUUUCUUCAUGGCCCGGCCGAUCUUGGGUUGGUUGGAGCUGAUCAAGUUGGACCUUGAAGACACGUCUGAGUUGGCUCAUCAUCAUAAGGUCUACAUGCGCGAUGAUCUCACCUACUGCAGCUCAAGCUGCCGCGAUCGCGGGCUGUCGAGGCUCUACGUGAACCUGAAGCAGAGUCAGUUGGAGGGUCCUCGACUGCCUUCAGGCGCUUCCCUGCAGACUGCCAGCAACUACAAGUCCGAGUCAUCUUUGGCCACCAAGACCGAGCGCACCGAAAUCACUGAAGUGACGGAGAUCAGUACUAGCGAGGAGAUGGACUGGGGACGUCUGGGCCGCCUGGCCAAGAUUGGUCAGCGUGUGAUCGACGCUCUCCUGAAGCGAGUGGCCUCAAAGACUUGGGGUGCGCAGGUCUUGCGAACUUACUCCACAAGUGUGCUGUGGGGAAGAGAGGUGGCCGAGAACUCCGCCGUUGCUCCCCUGUUCAACUAUCUUCCACAGGUGGAUCAAUACAUGCAGAAAGACCUCUCCUUCGAUAUGUCUCCACGUUCGGACCGGCGCAGGGCUUCGGACCGGCGCGAAGGGACGUUGCGGCAUUCUCUCGAAUCCCUGGGAAAGGAAGAGAUACAGGUGAUGGGAGAAGACAAUCAACCCUGA
This is a messenger RNA of Cladocopium goreaui, 669 nucleotides long. NCBI's taxonomy places the organism in Eukaryota, Dinophyceae, Suessiales, Symbiodiniaceae. The record is from the annotation of a GenBank genome assembly.